Molecule: messenger RNA, 264 nt
Organism: Mesorhabditis belari
Lineage: Eukaryota; Metazoa; Nematoda; Chromadorea; Rhabditida; Rhabditidae
Source: the annotation of a GenBank genome assembly
AUGCCAUUCGACGUUUGCCGUAUUGAGGAGCAUCUAUCUCAUGAGGCAACGCGACUUUUGAAGAAAGAAGAAAACUGUAAGAGCAUUUCGACAUUUCGAGAAGCAAAGAAGACAUUUGAAAAAUGCGCGAAACUGAGAAAGGACUUUGAGACGAUUUCGGAGAAACUCAUGCCUCAUUUGGGUCGAUAUGACGAUAAGGUCAAGAAAUUGACUGAAGCAGUUGACAAAGAGGAUUAUCAAGGACUUGAAGGUGGAUUUGAAGAG